Cutaneotrichosporon oleaginosum is the source of this 3096-nucleotide messenger RNA. RefSeq lists its product as uncharacterized. The record is from RefSeq and is a predicted model, not a curated record. Gene Ontology annotation, cellular component: cytosol. Gene Ontology annotation, molecular function: 5-oxoprolinase (ATP-hydrolyzing) activity. Lineage: Eukaryota; Fungi; Basidiomycota; Tremellomycetes; Trichosporonales; Trichosporonaceae. Gene Ontology annotation, biological process: glutathione metabolic process.
CGUCCUUCAUCCAUACACCUCGCCAUGACCGUCUCGCAAUCGCCACUGCGCAUCGGCGUCGAUGUCGGCGGAACGAAUACUGACGCAGUCGUGCUGGACCUCACGCCUGGUUGCGCCGCACCCGUCCUAGCCGCACACAAGGCGCCCACGACUCCAGACGUAGCCGAGGGGAUCCAAGCUGCGAUCGCCGCGACGCUGGCCGUAGCUGGUGUCGACAAGCGGCGCAUCCAGGCCGUCGCAAUCGGGACGACUUCAUUUGUCAACUCGCUUAUUGAGCGUGACGCGACCAAGCUUGAGCGCGUCGCCGUCGUGCGUCUCUGCGGACCCUUUUCGCGCCGUUGUCCCCCCUUCGCCUCCUUCCCGUACGAGCUGCGCGCCGUGCUUGAAGGGCCUGUGUUCUUUGCGAAUGGCGGUCUGGAGGUAGACGGGCGCGAAAUUGACCCCAUCGACCCCGCCGAGAUCCGUGCCAUUUGCGCGGCAAUGCGCGAGCGCGACGUGCGUGCCGUCGUGGUUUCCGGGUGCUACUCCCCCAUCGACGAUGAGUUUCGGCAGGAGGAGCGGGUGGGCGCAAUCAUCCGCGCCGAGCUCCCCGGUGCGCGCGUCACGCUGUCCAAAGACGUGGCGCACAUCGGCCUGCUGCAGCGCGAAAACGCGACGAUCCUCAACGCCGCGCUACUGCGCUACGCAGAGAGCACCGUCGCGGGAUUCCGCGCCUCCACCGCCGCGCUCGACCUCGCCUGCCCCAUCUUCCUGACCUCAAACGACGGCACGCUCAUGACGUGCGAUCAGGCCGCGCGGUUGCCGAUCAGGACGUUCUCGAGCGGCCCGACAAACUCGAUGCGCGGCGCACACUUCCUUGCCUCCCUUACCGGCGCAAAGCGCGAGACGGCGCUCGUCAUCGACGUCGGCGGCACGACUACCGAGAUCGGCGUGCUUCUUCCCACCGGCUUUCCGCGCCAAGCGGGCGCGUUCCACGAACUCGUCGGCGUGCCCCUCAACUUCUCUAUGCCGCACGUACACUCUAUGGGGCUGGGCGGUGGGUCGCGCGUACGCGUGGGCGAGAAGACGACCGUGGGGCCCGACUCGGUCGGCUACCGGAUCACAGAGGAGGCGCUGUGUUUCGGCGGGCGCACGCUGGUGGCGACUGACAUCGCCGUGGCGGCAGGAAAAGGCGGCAGGAUCGGUGAUGCAUCUCUCGUAGCGGGCGUCGACGAGGCUACUGUCAAGAGUGCACAGGCGCGGAUCAAGGCCAUGAUCGAGCUCGCCAUCGACAGCAUGAAGACCAGCGCCGCCGAUGUCCCCGUCUACCUCGUGGGCGGGGGUGCGAUCCUCGUGCCGGACGACCUCGCCGGUGUGAGCCACGUCCAUCGCUUCCCAUACUAUGACGCCGCCAACGCUGUCGGCGCGGCAUGCGCCCAGGUCUCGGCGGUUAUCGACACUUUCGAGGACACAAGUACGAAGUCUAUCGCGGUGGUGCAGCGAGAGGUGGAAGCGCGGGCCGUCGCACGUGCCGUGGCGAACGGCGCGGAUCCGCAGCGCACGAACGUCGUCGAGUCCGAGGCGAUUCCGAUUGCGUAUACUACAGGCAAGUGUCGGUUCUACGUCAAAGCCGCCGGCGAGUGGACCGGCACGGCGGCGGCGCAGGAUGAGGCGGCCUCCGCCGGCGCUGAGUUCAAGUGGGACGCCAGCUCUCCAGUCACGCUGGCGGUGCCGGCGAACGGCAAGCGCGAGCUACCAAACUUGGACGUGCAGGUCACAGCGGCGGAUAUACUGGCGUACAGGCCCACGAUUGAGGGUCCGCACUGGGUGCUUUCUGAGCUCGACCUCGAGUGGAUCGCGGCGGGCUGCUACAUCCUCGGGACGGGUGGCGGUGGGAAUCCCGCCACAACAAUGCUCUCAAUCCGAGAGCUCGUGCGCGCCGGCGGCAAGGUGCGGGUGAUGGACCUUGAGAGCCUGCCGGAAGACGCGAAGGUCGUGUGGGGCGGCGGCAUCGGGUCGCCUGAAGUCGUGCUGGAGCGCCUGGACGGGGGUGACCCGAGCGAGGCAACGCGCGCCCUCCUCGACCUCGUAGGGGUUUCGGCCAGCGCGGUCGCAGCUAUCGAAAUCGGCGGCGGGAACGGCAUGCACCCCAUGGCCACUGGGUGCUCGGCCUACCUCGACCUCCCGGUUAUCGACGGCGACUUCAUGGGGCGCGCGUACCCCACCGGUUGGCAGACGACAGUAAAUGUCUUCGACGCAGGCGACCGCGGCGAGAUGUCCCUCCCGAACGCCAUGUGCUCCGGAAACGGAAAUAACACGUUCAUGACAAGUGCAAAACACUACUUGGAUAUCGACCGGAUCAUGCGCGCCGGCUGUGUGGAGAUGGGCACUCACGCCGACGUGGCGUGCCGCCCUCUUGAGAAGAGCUUCCUCCGUAAGGCACUCGUACGGAACACGGUGUCACAGGCAUGGCGCCUCGGCCGCGCCGUGGCGCUCGCUACAAAGCAGGCGAACAUUGGGAACGUGGGGCGAGUAUUGGUAGACGCUGUGGGCGGGGAUAAGGCCGCCAAGGUCCUGUUUGCCGGCAAGAUCACCGAUGUGGGGCGGCAUACCCAUAAGGGGCACACAUAUGGCGAGAUCUCGAUCCAGGCGAUGGCGACGGAGGAGGACGACUCCAGGACUCCCAAACAGCGAUUCGAGGGCGUCAUGAAGAUCCCCUUCAAGAACGAGAACUUGAUGUGCAAACACGUAGUGGGCGACAAGGAGACGAUCGUGGCGGGCGUGCCCGACCUUAUCUCUGUGCUGGACGCGCAGAAUGGUCUCGCCCUCGGCACGCCUGAGUACAAGUACGGACAGCGUGUGCUUGUCCUGGGCAUCACGGCCGCGCCGCAAUGGACGUCAACGAAGCGUGGGCUGGAACUGGGCGCUCUCCCGGCAUUUGGGUACAAUGUGCCAUACACGCCGCUCGGAGAGUAUGUGCAGCCCACGAGCGUGAUUCAGGAGUACGCUGUGGUGGCGUAGACACCAUCGUAGAGUACACAUUUCGUUAUCAUGCCAUAGCUGCAGAAAGAUCAGUGGCACAGCGAGGGGAUCCGAUGAUAUGCCGUGCAAGCCGCG